UAUGCAGUGUUUCGUUUGGAAAUUUCUCAAAGCCAGAAAGAAAACAGGGGAUUGCGGAGGAAACUACAGCUACUGGAACUGAAGGUGGCACGGGAGCGCGCAGAGAGGACAACGCGAGAGCGCGUCCUCGCCAGUCGUCCCAGUAGUGUCAAGCUCAUUGACCGAUACAGAGGAAUGGCAAGAGGUGAAGGGCAUCUCACUGGAGGCCAUUGGAACUUUGUGAAGCCAGCAGGACACAAUACAUGGAGCGAUGACCAACCAAUCACUGUUGAUGAGGGCAGUGGAACCUCAACCCAGCAUGUUAUCGUGAUAGAGUCUGCAGAGGCUGCAGGUCCUGGGGUCAAGCUGGAGAAGUCUGAAGGAGAGGAGGACCCACGGCACAGCAGAGACAUCCAGACUGGAGCGGCUGGAGCUCCCCCUGUAGUCACGGAGGACCCCACCACCGCCCCAGCACCGCCUAGGACCCAACGCAGCAUCACGGAGGCCAGUGGAACGCCGGAGGUUAGUGGAACGCCGAACGCCGUCCUCAAGUCCGAAACAGACAUCGAGACUUUAACGGGGCUGGGUCGACUGGGCUGUCCCCCUGCUCCCCUCUCAGAGCAUUUACUUUAUGGUAACUCGAGCCCGAGGACGGUUCUGUCCCAACGGGACCCAAGUGACUCGUUACAGACUGGCAAUGAUCCGUCCUGUUCAUAUGCUACAGAGACAGAGAUGAUACCUGGUGACAUGCCUGUGGGCUUAGAUACACAGACUAAUCCAAUGAGAGGGGACUGGAACCGGUACAGUAGUAGUGUAUACUCUGAAGGGUGCCUAGAUAAGAAAGGGGAGGGUCUGGUCGUAGAUGAGGUGACUGUGAAAUUGGAGGGCGACAUUCCUCUGACAUGGAAUGCAGACGAUACUCAGUUAGGAGAAGGACACUUGCAGGGCAACACUAGUGACUUCUUAGAUUACAGGGAAAGCUUAGAGACAAAUCUAAAUGUUGCGACCCACUCCCCUUUACAUGCGUUCAGGGACCGCGACCCAGUGUCUACGUCGAUGGCACCUUCCGAUUCACACGGCCACGUCCUUUUCGAUCAGGUAUUGAACUCAAACGAUAGGGCUAGAGCCAAGGCUCAUGGUGGGGGAGCAACAUCAUCAGGCAAUAGUAAGGAGAAACGGUUCCUCUGCAUGUUCUGUAACAAAGGCUUCAGCUGCUCACAGAAGGUGGAGAUCCACCAGAGGGUCCACACAGGGGUAAAACCCUUCAGCUGUACCCAGUGUCACAUGCGCUUCGCCCAAGCUGGCACCCUGAAGAGGCACCAUAGGGUCCACACAGGGGAGAAACCAUUCAGCUGUACCCAGUGUCACAUGCGCUUCGCCCAGGCUGGCGACCUGAAGAGGCAUCAGAGGGUCCACACGGGAAAGAGGCCCUUCGCCUGUAUGCACUGCGGGAAGAGGUUCUCAGAGAGGAGUUGCCUCAGGAUACACCAGCAGAAAAACCAUCCUACUCUAUAACAUAGAAAGUAACCUUUCCACUCGUUAGACGUUUAGAUCAAACCCUGCAUUAAAGACAAAGAUUAAUUGUUAUUGUUGGCAGCAGAAAAGAUCCACAAAUGAAUUUGGAAUAACGAGAGUAACAGAUUUCAGUGUUGAAUAUUCCUGGGUAGAAUAUUGCAUCCAGACAUUGUGUGAUAUAUAAGGCAUAUAUUAGCCUAAAAUGUCUGUUACAUAGUGUUUGUACUGUGUAGGCUAUAUGAUGUUCACAAAUGCCUCUUUCAUUACUUCCAUUCAACUACUUAAUUUUUUUCCCCCAAGACACUUUUAAUGAGAAAAUGAAUGCAGUUUAUCAAGUACAUGCAGAUUUUUUGUUGAGACGUGUAUGUGUGGUUUUCAUAUGGUGUAAUUUAAAACUUGAUUGUCUAAUAAACACAAAAUGGGACUUUUCAUUCCAAGACUUUCAUUGAUACUCUCUUUAGUAUACAUCACAUCUGAUCUCACCCUAUUCUGCAUACACCCAACAGCGCUUUAUAACCAUUAUACACUUACUAAAUAUACCUACACAUACCCACACACACUUUCAAACACCUACUGUACAUGUCAAAAUAGUUUAUUGACUUAUCAUAGGUGACUCAUAUUUACCCACAACAUCGUAUUUAUGUCCACCAUGAUGGGUUUAACAACAAUGAAGUCAUUCUGUAACUACAAUAUAGGACUCAAAUGUAGUGGGGAUGGGUAAACACUCCAUGUUGAAAGUAUGUUUAUUAUCUGUGUGUGUACGUACCUGAGGGGGUGUACGUCUGUGUA
Messenger RNA from Coregonus clupeaformis (lake whitefish), 2283 nucleotides. Its product is annotated as zinc finger protein 3-like. The record is from RefSeq and is a predicted model, not a curated record. Lineage: Eukaryota; Metazoa; Chordata; Actinopteri; Salmoniformes; Salmonidae. The transcript is spliced from 3 exons. Gene Ontology annotation, cellular component: nucleus. Bases 175 to 1494 code for a protein of 439 amino acids.